AAUGGCGAGAAUUUCAGCAUUCUGGAUGAGCAGAGGUUUGCCAAGGAGCUGCUCCCCAAGUACUUCAAGCACAACAACAUCUCCAGCUUCAUACGGCAGCUCAACAUGUAUGGCUUCAGGAAGGUGAUUGCUCUGGAGAAUGGUAUCAUUACAGCAGAAAAGAGCUCAGUCAUUGAGUUCCAGCACCCUUUCUUCAAGCAGGGGAAGGCACAUUUGCUGGAAAACAUCAAGCGCAAGGUGUCUGCAGUGAGAACUGAGGAUCUCAAGGUCUGCACGGAGGAUCUGCACAAAGUCCUGUCCGAGGUGCAGGAGAUGAGGGAGCAGCAGAACAACAUGGACGUCAGGCUGGCUAACAUGAAGAGAGAAAAUAAGGCCCUGUGGAAAGAAGUGGCAGUUCUAAGGCAGAAGCACAGUCAACAACAGAAGCUGCUGUCUAAGAUUCUUCAAUUUAUACUAAGUUUGAUGCGAGGAAAUUAUAUUGUUGGGGUCAAAAGGAAAAGGUCUCUCACGGAUGCUGCAGGUGCUUCGCCCUCCAAGUACAGCCGUCAGUACGUCCGGAUACCUGUGGAGAGUGGCCAAGCUAUGGCGUUUUCUGAGCGCGGUGCAGAUGAAGAGGAUGGAGGCACAGGUCUCAUCAUCCGAGACAUCACGGACACCCUGGAGAGCGCCACCGACGGCCUCCUGGCCGUGGCACACGCGAGCAGCAGGGCCAGAGAGCCACAGGCAGUUCUGGAUCCUGGCUUGCCUGUCUGCCAAAUAUCACAGCCAGGUGAGCUGAACUGUGCAGAGCCUGUCCCACCAGUUCCUGCAAGUGAUGCCAGCAAGUCCAGCGAAGUCGGCAGUGCUGCUGUGGAGCUCCACACUGCACAGCCCAGUGCUCCAGAAGACCCUGUGUCAGUGAUUGACUCCAUCCUGAAUGAGAACAGCUCUGGGAGCCAAAAUGAUCCUUUGCUGGACAGGGAAGAAAUCCAGGAUUUCCUGAACUGCAUCGAUGCCAGCCUUGAGGAGCUCCAGGCAAUGCUGUCUGGGAAGCAGUACAGCUUCGGGGCCGAAGCGUUCAGCGAUACAUUCAACCCCGAGCUGCCAGCCCUGGACGUGAGCUUGAUGGAGACUCCCCCUGGUAUGGAAAAUAUGACAAACUUGGCAGAGAGCACUGAAGGUCUGGGAGCGAGUGAGAGGGAAACAGCAGGAAGCAAAGAUAUGCAGCUGAUCCAGUACAGGGCCAACCCUCUGCUCUCCUUGUUUGAAGAACUGCCUUCAGGUGAAGCUACAGGGAAGGUGGAGGAUCCCAAAGACUUUCUGCUGCCUCCCCUGGAGGAGAAACCUGCUCUCCAGCCCCCGUCAGGCAGUGGGACCGUCGUGCCGCUUGCAGCUCCAGCAGCCCAGGCCGAUCCUCUGGACAGUCUGGGAAUGGGCGAUCCGCCUCUCCUCCCAGAAGAUGGGAACGGAGAGUAUAAACUGUUUCCACUCCUGCUCCUCAGUCCUGUUGCUAACUUCAUAGAUGAGGCCUCUGAGAUAGAAACUUCCUGA
This is a messenger RNA of Acanthisitta chloris (rifleman), 1530 nucleotides long. Its product is annotated as heat shock factor protein 3-like. Gene Ontology annotation, molecular function: DNA-binding transcription factor activity; sequence-specific DNA binding. The transcript is spliced from 12 exons. The annotation marks the transcript as partial. The record is from RefSeq and is a predicted model, not a curated record. NCBI's taxonomy places the organism in Eukaryota, Metazoa, Chordata, Aves, Passeriformes, Acanthisittidae. Gene Ontology annotation, biological process: regulation of DNA-templated transcription.